CACACAUGCAGAGCCUAUCUGGAUUUCACCCACUGCACUCAAGAACCAUGAUAAACACAAGGAGUCCUGGUGUUUUCUUAAGCUUGCUGAUAGCUCUUUUUUUAGCUGAAGUGGGCCAGUCGAGGCAUGAAAAAAGAACAAAUGCUGCUGCUUUCCUUCCUUCCUCCGACAGUUUGAAUGGGAUCUGUCUGAAUGGUGGGCAGUCUGUCCCUUCAUUGGUCACUGGUGAGCACUUGUUUUGUAAGUGCCCUGAUGGUUUUUCUGGGAGGUAUUGUGAAACAGUUAUAGCAAAAGAUGAGAGCUGCUAUGAAGGGAUCGGGUUAUACUACAAAGGGACUGUUUCAAAAUCAGUCAGCGGAAAAACAUGCAAGUUCUGGUACUCACACACCAGGAAUCGUUAUCUGUCCUCAGAUCUUCACUCUGGAAGACACAACUACUGCAGAAAUAUUCGGUACAGACUACGCCCAUGGUGUUACGUUAAAAAAAACCACCGGCUGUUCUGGGAAUAUUGUGAUAUCCCACAAUGUGACACUGAAUCCUUCACACCUGCACCUUCAACUUCACCCACCAUGCCACAACCAUCUGCAGAGCUGACAUGUGGCCAGCGGACUAAACAAAAGCAGACAAAGAUUGUGGGUGGAAAAGUUUCUACUGUGGAAUCUCACCCAUGGAUCGCUGCUAUAUUCUGGCGUAACAAAUUGGACCAGAAUGUUUUCCGCUGUGGGGGCAGUCUGAUAUCUGCCUGUUGGGUCAUCACAGCUGCCCACUGCUUCCCUGAAGGCUCUCAAAUGAGGCAUCAACGCUUUUCUGUCACGCUGGGAAAAAAUGCUAUCAACGAGAGUGACUCAACAGUGGAGCAAACCUUCAGUGUGGAGCAAAUCUUCGUCCAUGAACAAUUCAACCACAGUGAACAAAACUAUAACAAUGACAUUGCUUUGCUGAAGUUGGUGGCCAUACAUGGAAAGUGUGCUGAAGAGACUGACUCAGUAAAGACUGUCUGCCUCCCACCGCCUCUGCAGAACCUCCCAACAGGAAUCACCUGCGAGAUUGCUGGAUAUGGGAAGGAAAAAUAUGGGUUAUGGUAUAAUUCUCAGUACCUCAGGGAGGCUCAGGUGAACCUCCUAGCUGAUAAUGUGUGUCGACAGGAGGAUUAUUAUGGAAAUAUGGUCAACAACAACAUGUUUUGUGCUGCAGGUCCCGACUGGGGCCAGGACUCAUGUGAGGGUGACUCAGGAGGACCACUGGUCUGCGAAGUCAGCAACACGCUUUUCCUCUUUGGAAUUAUUAGCUGGGGAGACGGAUGUGCAAAGGAAAACAAACCUGGUGUUUACACCAGGGUUACCAAUUAUAACAAAUGGAUAGAAGGAAAGACAAAUCUGUCUACCAUCACUGCUGGAACCAUGUUCCCUCAGAAAUGAUUUAAAGUUCAGGCCACAAGUUGUUUGGAGAAUAACAAGGAAGUUGUUAUUGAUAGGCAAAAAUGACAACUGUUUGGUAUUUCUGAGCUGUAAAACAACUAAAGCUGAACUACUUUGUAAGCUUGAGUGAAAGAUAUAGCAAAUACCUUUACAUUUCUGUUCAUAUUAAUCAGUUUUUAUUAUUCCCUCUAAUCAACACUUGUAUGACUCAGUUCACCGAGUGUUGAGUUCUGAUUUUCUCUGUUUUUUUUUAUAUAGUUCAUAUAAAACAGAAACAAAGCAAGAGCAAACUAGCUCCAGAUAUAUGAAAAGCUACAAACAAACCUGUGAUAAAACGUGUUGGUGUUAACUUCUAAACCAAGUUGUGUAUUUUUUCUUAUUUGUGCAUGUAAUUUUGCUUCAUGGCAUGAUCUUUUUUAAGCAAAUACAGGUUUUACACUGAUAAUUUGCCAUUGUUUAUGUCUGUAAAUGAACCAGUGUACUGAUUCAUUUGAAUUGAAAUUAAUUGAAGUUCAAUUGAAAUUAAUUGAGUUACUGCUUUUGUCUUCUUAAAAACAGAACGAAAGCAAAACAGUGUUUGUUAUUGUGAUGAUUCGUUACACAACUUUGCCACCCUGUGGUCAAAACAAAGCAUAGCAAGUCAUCAAAGAGUGACAGUGGCUUCACAUUAAAACAGUCGUUAGGGUAGAGGGACAGCUGAAUGAUGAGAGGCAAGAGAGGGGAACUUAAAAACUGAAUCUAGUACAAAAAAACAUUUUUAAAUUAAACAAAAGAAGACCCCAUUGGAUUAAUGAUUCCUUUUUUCUGAGCCUUUUAUUAAUGUGUUAUUUCCAAUUUGUACAAUGCUUAGUUCAAAACACUAAUAACUAAAUAAAUAAAAUCUGCUAAUGCAGGGGUAGACUAUUCAACAAAAUAUGAGAAAAAAAGAAAAAUACAUCAAAUCAUUCUUCAGAUUUUUCUACAACUAGAUGAUAUCCAUCUAUGAUAAAUUUAUCACCUUAGACAUCCUCAAACCUAAAUAAACAAACUUCUCUGGUUUUCUUUCUCACUCACAAUGAACUGUGUCAUCUGUGCGAUAAAGUCCAGAUCCCUGGGCAAAGAGGUUACAUAUAGCUGACAGCAGUUAAAUAAACAGAGAUUUUUCAAGGACAUCUCCUGCAGAAUGCUCAGGAAAUCAAAUUAAUUCGAUUGAUAGAAAGCUUUCUGUCUCAGAAAGCCAACACAUUGUGCAGGGUUAAUGUGUAUUUAUUUAUUUUUUCUUUGACUUUACAGGUGAUUUUUAGGUAUUGCUAAUAAUGUCUUCCAAUAGCAUAUAUUUACUUUGUCAUAUUCUUAAAUUUUCUGUCAUUUUAAAAAAUGUAGAACUCAAAAACACAAUAGGCUGUUGGAUGACAGCCCUAGCACCUCAACCACCGGACACAGCAAGUUAUCUGGAGUAAACUGUGUUGUGUGAUUCGUCAGCUUAAUGCAUUCUAGUGCAAGAGGAUGGUAACAGUCAAAGGUCACAACUCCCUUUGAACAGAACCAGAACCAGGAUCAGCAUGAGCAUCCAUCAUAACAUGGAAAAUAUGGAGAAGCAGUGGGAUGAAACUUUGCUCCUUCUUUGAAUUGACAAGAAGAUAAAUAGCGCCACAAGAUGGUGCUAAAGUUGUGACAAAAUACAUACAAAAUGCCAGGAUGUAAUAAAAGUUUGAGCAGAAGCCCACAAUAGGAAACAACUUGAAUCCAGUUGUUGGACAAAAAAUAUAUACUAAUAUUGCACUAAUAUAGUUUUGUGUCAAAUUAAAAACUUCAUGGCAAAUAUUUAAGCUACAUCAGAAGUAUAAUUUUGUCAGAAUUGUAUUUUAUGUCUGUUAUAUGCAAAUUAUUCACAAGUUUGGUUGCUACACUUUAUGUCUGUCACCAGGUUUAGCUGUUGACACUUGUGUGUGCAGAAUACAUUUCACAUAAAGAUAUUUAAUGUGUUCACACACUGUCAUAUAUUUGGGUUUCAUUUCCAUCAGACUGAGGUUUUAUCGUUUGUUUUUAAAGUUCUGUGUGUCUGUAGCUGUGAAUAUCUACUUGUAGUUUAUUUAUCCCUAUAUUUUUAUGUCUU
Poeciliopsis prolifica (blackstripe livebearer) is the source of this 3513-nucleotide messenger RNA. It is a transcript of the gene plaub, whose product is annotated as plasminogen activator, urokinase b. Bases 6 to 1418 code for a protein of 470 amino acids. Gene Ontology annotation, molecular function: serine-type endopeptidase activity. Gene Ontology annotation, biological process: regulation of cell adhesion mediated by integrin; plasminogen activation. The record is from RefSeq and is a predicted model, not a curated record. The transcript is spliced from 11 exons. NCBI's taxonomy places the organism in Eukaryota, Metazoa, Chordata, Actinopteri, Cyprinodontiformes, Poeciliidae.